AUGAGGGCCUUGCCAAACUCCAGCUUCUUCCGCGAGCGACGCGCGAAUGCGCUUCCAUCGCCCGCUGAGAUCCGAGCCAUCAACCAACAGUCUGGCAAGGAGGAAGACUUCUACCGGUCCCCGCCCGUGGAAAUUCGCUCGAUGGGCUUGUUUGUGUCAAAUGUCACCAUCAUCGAGGCUGAGACGCAGAUCAUGCUACGGGAACGAUUCCAAGGUCGUCUCCCCGUGCCAGAAGUCUUUGGCUGGGCGGAAGAUGGUGGCCAGACCUUUGCCUACAUGGCGCUGAUCGAGGGUGAGGCAUUAAUGGCAAGAUGGGGCAGCCUGGAUGACAAUGAGAAACAGGCUAUCCUCAAGGAGCUUCACUUUCUCAUCAAGCUCUUGAGGACUCUGAAACAAGAUACUCAUGAUCAGUACAUUGAUAUUCUGGGCAAGAAACCACUGAACGAUCUCUUAACAAUCAGUGCAAGAGUUACCGGACCUUUCUGCGGUCUAGAUGCUGUCCAGCAGUUCCAAGAUGCCUGUGGGAUUGAGAUCGCCCAUCAAGCGCCUAUUGUCUUCACUCUCAAUGCCCUCCUUCCACCUAACAUCAUGAUCUCCGCGGGACCAAACCCUAAGGUGACGGCACUCCUCGACUGGACCCAGGCUGGAUGGUACCCUGCGUACUGGGAGUACUGCAAGGCAUCUCGGAUCUCCGUGAAUCCAAAUAAUUUCCCCGUGACCUUUAUGGACGAGAGGCAUAGUCGCUUGGAUAUGAUUCUGGAGCGAGUGGAAGAAGCAGACUACAAUCCUUGGCUUUAUUUUCUUUUAUCCCGAGGUAUCUGA
This is a messenger RNA of Penicillium cinerascens, 822 nucleotides long. RefSeq names its product phosphotransferase family protein. NCBI's taxonomy places the organism in Eukaryota, Fungi, Ascomycota, Eurotiomycetes, Eurotiales, Aspergillaceae. The coding region runs from base 1 to 822 and encodes 273 amino acids. The transcript has 3 exons. The record is from RefSeq and is a predicted model, not a curated record.